Molecule: messenger RNA, 1560 nt
Organism: Diabrotica virgifera virgifera (western corn rootworm)
Lineage: Eukaryota; Metazoa; Arthropoda; Insecta; Coleoptera; Chrysomelidae
Exons: 6
Coding region: 718-1560 (280 amino acids)
Source: RefSeq, a predicted model, not a curated record
AGGGAGGGUUUCCGCGGUUAAUAAACUGAACAAAUUCGAUAAGAGAAAUGUGAAAAUUUUACAAAAAAAGCGUGAGCUGUCACGCCCGAGACAAGUCCGAUCCAUUGUUGAAACUCCACCAAAAAUUCAAUUAUACCAUCUAAAAAAAAUUAGUAAAAAACCCCUUAUAAGUAGUAUAGAACGUAUGAUUACUGAGUGUUACCAAUCUGUGUAAGAAGUCAAUUAAAAAAAAUUAAUAAUAAAUAUAUUAUAGUGCUUUUGAGUAAAGUUAAAAGUGCCUACGCGUUUUUCUAUAUUUUCGGAAAAUAUUUGAAUGAUUUCGCAAUAAAUUAGGUGUCUAGCAAAAAGGAAACGCACAUCUGGAACAAACAUCCAAAACCAAAACCAACCUGUUGUGCAUACUAUUUUAGAAAACCAAAGUUUUGCUACAUAAAAACUAAAUUGUACAAAAAACUAAUCUCCAAUGAACAAAAAUGGCUUGCAGCAAAUCUAAAAUAACGGUACUACAUAAUUUGGCCUAACGGUACUACCUAAUCAAAUAAAAAAUAAGUAGAAACCGAAAUCGGCUUCUUACCAGUAUAUUAGUAAGUAUCAAACGACACAACGACGUUUCUUAAGUGCGACAAUAUCCUGUGCUUCCUCAGGGAGGUUGCCAUCAAACUGAAGAAGCACGAGCAAGAGUACGACCUUCUCAUUGUCGAUUACGAGCCUUCUCUGAUGGAGAACUCGGACGCAGACGACGAAACAGGUUGGAACUGCAGUGUCCAUCCUAGCGUAUUCUUUCUCUUAGGAACUCUAGUGCUAACAACUUGCGCAACGGGAAUGCUUUGCGCAGCCAUCAUGACCGACCAUUGGGAAGAGGUGACGUGGGACAAAAAUGGUGUAGAUUUUUUGGCUAAUAGCUCAGUCAGAGUACAGUGGCUGCUUGACAGAACUGUUGCUAGGAUAUCAACGAACGAGCGAGAUAGAACGAUAGCAUUUUUAGUGCCAAUGCAUGGGGGAAUUUGGACAUUGUGUGUUAGUUUAUCAGAUGAAGAAAUAAAUCUACUGGGUAGGGUGGGUUUUCCAACCGUCCAGUCAUGUGUCAACUAUUUGUCUGGUGGAAUAGAUGGUGUACGAGGGUAUGAACCAAGAGCUGAUUGGCAACACCGUAUGCAAAACUUGUCAAUAUCAUGCGCCCUAGUUUGUCUCAUAAUUUUGGGUAGUGCUGCCCUAAUCGGAGCCUUUGGGGUUUUCCAGCAUCAGAUAAGUGCCGUCCUAGUUACAGGAGUAAUGUAUUUAUUAGCAGCCUCUUUUGCGCUUUUCACGUUGACUAUCAUCCAUUUCAAGAGACUCCACAGCCGCCCCCACAUGGACGAGUCCGAGGGAACGGUGGACGGAGUCGUCAGCCCCACCGGGGGCAGGGGAGUAAAAGACUUAUUACCCGCCAGAGUGUUUACGACUUCUUGGUCUCUAGAUUUAGGUUGGGGAGGAGUUAUGUUGUGCGUUAUGACUUCUGUGCUUUGGAUACUGUUGUCGAAAAUAAUGAGGUUUAAUCCUAUCUCCAGCAUGAUAAAUUAA